This is a messenger RNA of Phytophthora nicotianae INRA-310, 678 nucleotides long. RefSeq lists its product as hypothetical. The coding region runs from base 1 to 678 and encodes 225 amino acids. The transcript has 2 exons. Lineage: Eukaryota; Oomycota; Peronosporomycetes; Peronosporales; Peronosporaceae. Gene Ontology annotation, molecular function: nucleic acid binding. The record is from RefSeq and is a predicted model, not a curated record.
AUGCCGACGGCAAACCUUACCGAUGACGAACGCCGCCAAAUCCUGGAUGAGCUGCUGAAGCAGAGUGUGGGCGGAGAACUGCCACGAGGAGUCCAAGCCAGAGUUGCCAGAGAAUUCAGGUGCUCCGACGCCUCUAUUGGCAGGAUAUGGCACCGGUUCCGUGAGACGGAAGCCAACGACGGUCUGGAAGAAUGGAAGAGUCGUAUUAAGCAGAAUUCCGGCCGGAAAAAGAAGAAUCGCGACGAAAUCGCCGCUAAAAUCCGGGCUGUUCCUAUUGAAGAAAGGAAGCCAUAUCGGCCACUUGCUCACGCGGCAGGCAUAUCCAAGUACUUAGUGCAAGCACUUAUACGUGAGGGUGUUUUGAAGGUGCAUUCAACUCACAUUACACCCUACCUGACGGAAAAUAACAAGUUUCGUCGUAUAGAGCACGUCCUUACAUACAUUGACCCUACAAGCCUCAUGUUCGAGCCGAUGUACGACGUAGUCCACGUCGAUGAGAAGUGGUUCUAUGAGGAUGUUAAUAAGCGCUCGUGCUUAGUAUUUGAAGACGAAACCCCGCUCCAGCGUAGCCGACGGAGUAAGAACCACAUCCCAAAGACCAUGUUCCUCGCUGCAGUGGCACGUCCAAGGUUGGACCCACAUUGUAAAAAGGAAUGGGACGGUAAAGUUGGAUUGUGA